This is a messenger RNA of Penicillium brasilianum, 1245 nucleotides long. The record is from the annotation of a GenBank genome assembly. NCBI's taxonomy places the organism in Eukaryota, Fungi, Ascomycota, Eurotiomycetes, Eurotiales, Aspergillaceae.
AUGUGCGCCAGAGACGGUACUCGAGUCUUCCUGAUGGAUGCUCUGCUGAUCAGCUUCUUACUAUGUCUGGUAUCACGAGCCUGGGCUAUGCCCAUGGCGUUAACGGAGGACAACGCUUCCUCUACGGAGACAGCAUUAUAUCAAACGAGCAGACUAGCCCGAUCUGCUCUUGACUUGACACUCUACGGUCUCGAGAAUCGUAUUCUGAACCAUGACCGUGAAAGUUGCACCUUGGGAACCCUCCGAGUUCGUCGAGACUGGAGGGCUCUUUCUAACGGUGAAAGAAGGGCUUAUAUCGAUGCAAUAUUAUGUCUACAGCAACUACCUCCUCAGACACCUGCUGCGCUUGCGGGCGGAGCUAAAACAAGAUACGAUGACUUUUUGGCUACGCAUAUCAAUCAGACUUGGCACAUUCACCGAACGGGCACAUUCCUAGCAUGGCAUCGCUAUUUCAUCUACACCUUUGAAGAGGCUCUUCGUAACGAAUGUGGCUACACCGGUGAUCUCCCCUACUGGAACUGGGGUUCCGACGUAGACUCCAUGGAAGAAUCCCCUCUCUUCGACGGAAGCGACACAUCUCUCUCCGGCAACGGCGAAUUCAUCCCCAAUCAGCCGGAUCUCUCAAUUCCCCUAGGAAACACCGACAUCCCACCCCUCAUCCUCCCAACGGGUACAGGAGGAGGCUGCGUGACCAGCGGGCCCUUUGUAAACUACACGGUCAACAUGGGCCCCUCAUUCCUCUACGUACCGGGAGGUAAUGUAUCUCGAAUGUCAAACCCACUCGACUACAACCCGCGCUGCCUACGACGAGACCUCACAACCUCCAUCCUCCACGAUAACAACAACUACGCGACCGUCCUGGCAUUACUCCAAAACAGCACUGAUAUCUGGGACUUUGAGACCAACAUUCAAGGUGCCCCGGGCAGUGGACUCCUCGGUAUCCACGGUGGCGGCCAUCUAGCAAUCGGUGGUGACCCUGGCCGUGACGCCGAUGCUAACCCAGGGGAUCCGGGGUUCUGGAAUCAUCAUGCUAUGAUUGAUCGUCUGUGGUGGAUAUGGCAGUACCGGGAUUUGGAGAAUCGGGAAUUUGCAAUCUCGGGGACGGGAACUUUUCUGAAUGAGCCAGUUUCGCCUAAUACUACGCUUGAUACUCUGGUAGAUGUGGGAUAUGUUAAACGGGGGUCGGUUGCGAUGAGGAAUCUCAUGAGUACUACUGCGGGGCCUUUUUGUUACGUGUAUUUGUGA